AUGACCUUCAUACGGGUGGAAACCCAACAUACGAGUCUAUCGUUGGGGAUGUUUGGUUUCUCAGGUAUCCGCUCACCGCCUCAAACUCCGUAUCUCCCCAGCCACAUUGUCCUGCUGCCAGAAAGGGGGCAUAAAGGACCAAAAACAAAGCCCUGUCCAAAGCUCCCAUGCAAGAUGCAAUGCAAAUGCAAGAAGAGAGAGCCGUGCUUCCGCCUCACGGGAAGUUUCGGGAGAUCCUCGGUAUUUGUGGAGUGGGUGGCAGGAAUUUCCGGUCCCGCCUCAUUCAUCCUCUCACCGUCACGCUGGUCCUCGGAGCUUCUAGUCUUUCCAAAUAAUUCGAAUUAUCAGGAGCCCGGGAGGGGCCGCGAGUGGAAGGAUUUGGGUGGAGAGAGGAAUGGUGGAGAUGACAAGCGUCGAGUCGCCGAUUUUUUCGGCUAA
Paracoccidioides lutzii Pb01 is the source of this 438-nucleotide messenger RNA. RefSeq lists its product as hypothetical. The coding region runs from base 1 to 438 and encodes 145 amino acids. The transcript has 2 exons. The record is from RefSeq and is a predicted model, not a curated record.